Owenia fusiformis is the source of this 1071-nucleotide messenger RNA. The record is from the annotation of a GenBank genome assembly. NCBI's taxonomy places the organism in Eukaryota, Metazoa, Annelida, Polychaeta, Sabellida, Oweniidae.
CUAAAAUAUAACAAUCGAUAACUUAAUGUGAAGUUAAGAGAAAUUCUAUCAUUAAAAGUCUCUUCACUUUUCCUAUUUUUAGUUCUAUUUUAUACUAUUAUCAAAAAUUGAAUUUGUAUCUAGGGAAAGAUAUAACAUUAUUCUCAAGUAGCUAUCUGGGGUACUAUAACAUGAACUUUGCUACAGUAAAUACUGCUCCACGGGAUAAAGGAUGAUGUAAAAACCAAUGUUAUGAACAUGGGAUCCAACCUCUACCUGAAGUUAUGUAUCCUUCAUGUAUUACUCCUGGUGACUGAUUGCGGUUUAGAAAGAGAAGAAAAGAAACCAGAGACUAACAUAUGGAAAAUUGUUGAAACACUAAUGAGCAAGAAUCUGUUGGAACUACUUGCAGGUGGAAUAUUUACAUGUUUAUCCAUGAUAUUCGGAGUGAAACAACUUAAAGAAAAGUUAAGAAAAAAGUCUGAAAAGAUCAAGAAACUGAAGUCUGACAAAGAAAAACUAAAGGAUAGGGUAUGGAACUUGGAGUUGGAAUUAGAGAAAAAGAAACAGAACCAGGAAGGGUGUUAUCUAAUGUAAAUAAACUGAAAAUUAUGAAAAUGGAAAUCUUCACCAAAAGCAACUGAUGUAAAAAAUCAGUUCUAUUUCAAAUAAUUCUAAGUAAGACCUUGUCUAUCGGAAAAAGAAAUGCAAAGAGAGAUUUUUAUGAAAGUUGCACAGUAUAAUAUAAUAGUUUUCAUGCAUUGAAUGUAAAUACACAUCCUGUAGGAAUAUCUGUGCAGUAAAAUAACUCAAUUAAUUGGGAUCAAAAUCUGAACUUUGAAACAAAAAUAAGAUGAACGAUUUUGGCAAAUGUGAUCAUAUAAUGUUGACUUGUUAUGUUUCUGAAACUGCACCUAUGAUCACAAAGUACACUUUUUAUAAAAUUGCAAUUUUUAACAAGGCAUUAACAUACAAAUGUCACCAUCUGCCAUUUGUUACAGAUGCCAGACACUGUCUACAAUAAAUGGAAGACUAUAACAAUAUGUCACCACCAAUGUCACCACUUCUGGUGGUGACAUUAAAACAGAAGAG